This is a messenger RNA of Copidosoma floridanum, 1428 nucleotides long. It is a transcript of the gene Hmgcl, whose product is annotated as hydroxymethylglutaryl-CoA lyase. NCBI's taxonomy places the organism in Eukaryota, Metazoa, Arthropoda, Insecta, Hymenoptera, Encyrtidae. Gene Ontology annotation, molecular function: hydroxymethylglutaryl-CoA lyase activity. Gene Ontology annotation, biological process: ketone body biosynthetic process; L-leucine catabolic process. The record is from RefSeq and is a predicted model, not a curated record.
AAAGACAAAGCAAGAUGUUCUCCCGAGUCCAACAAGCGUCGAGAACCCUUAACAGAAACACAAGCCGUGGCUACUUGACAGACCUGGUGCGCGUGGUGGAGGUGGGCCCCCGAGACGGCCUGCAGAACAUAAAAACGCCCCUGUCCACGGAGACGAAGGUCGAGCUCAUAACGCGGCUGUCAAAAACGGGUCUGCGCUCCAUCGAGGUGACGAGCUUCGUGUCCCCAAAGUGGGUACCACAAAUGGCGGACAGCGCCGAGGUGCUCAAUGCCAUACCAGCCAUCCCAGGUGUCGACUACUCGGUCCUCGUGCCCAACACCAAGGGCACCCUCAACGCCAUCGAGCACGGCGCCAAGGAGGUGAUUGUCGUGGCUGGGGUCACCGAGGGCUUCACCCGGGCCAACCUCAACUGCUCCGUCGAGGACAGCCUCGCCCGCAUCUCCGACAUCCAGCGCGUUUGCGCCGAGCACCGGGUGCGCGUGCGAGCCGCGCUCUCCUGCUGCCUCGGCUGCCCCUACGAGGGCAAGGUCGACUUCAAGGUCGUCGCUCGGCUGGCCGAGGCGUUGCUCAGGGCCGGCUGCUACGAGGUCAGUCUGGCGGACACGAUAGGCGUGGGCACGCCCAAGGGUAUCGGCCGGAUGCUCGGGGAGGUGAGGGCAGCUGUUGGGGGUGACGUUUGGCGCUUCGCCGCGCACCUACACGACACGUACGGCCAGGCCCUGGCUAACGUGUACGAGUGCCUGAACCAGGGGGUGCGGGUGUUCGACUCGUCGGUCGCAGGACUCGGUGGGUGUCCUUACGCGCCCGGGGCUACCGGCAACGUGUCGACCGAGGAUCUGUUGUACCUGUUGCACGGACAGGGCAUGCAGACGGGCGUUGAUCUCGACAAGGUGGCCGAGGUCGGGUGGUUCAUCAGUCGACAGAUACCGGCCGACAACUGCUCCAGGGUGGGAAAGGCACUGCUUGCCAAGGAUAGUGCUCGAUGCUAUGCAAAAGGACAAAGUUCGUGAUAGUAGUAUACGAUUUUUGUUGUUUACGGUGUUGUUGGUUCAUUCCAGUGUACAGUGAUUGUUCAUUGGAUUUUUCAAGUUGGCUGGAUAGUUUUUAUAUUGACUCAAGAUUUUUUUUUCUUCAAGAUGAUUCAUGCGAGUUUUUUUGUAUGUGUACCGGACUUUACAAUACAAGAGAGAUUAUAGGUUUUUUUUUUAUUUUUAUAUGUAUAAUACGACAGUUUGACGAUGUUGCAAAGCAGGAUGGAUUUGAGCUGGGAAAAUAGGGUUAACUUUAUUGUUUUAUGUAAUUUUUUUGUUUUGUUUUUUUAGAUCGAUUUGUAUACGUUGAAGAAACUGUCGUGUGUGACGUGUUAAUUCGUGUUGUAAAUAUUGUUGUAGAAAAAUUAAAUGUUCAAAUAAUUGUGUAUCCAUGUGC